Molecule: messenger RNA, 1035 nt
Organism: Dentiscutata erythropus
Lineage: Eukaryota; Fungi; Glomeromycota; Glomeromycetes; Diversisporales; Gigasporaceae
Source: the annotation of a GenBank genome assembly
AUGGGCUUGCGAGCUAUAAGAAAACGAGUUGUAUUGCCUAUGUAUAAGGCUACAGACCAUACUCCGUCGGUUUAUUAUGAUCGUUUUUCAAAUAGAUUGAUACCUGUAGGAUACUUUCUUAACAACCUUGAUGAAAUCGGACCAGCUCACUGGAAUAACGCUCAAACCGCUGAUUAUUCUUUAAAAAUAAUUAAACCUCAAGAGGUUGAUUAUUUUUGUAAUUACUUUAAUCAAAUUUGUCAAAGUAACAAUAUAUUAAAUAGAAAUUUAAAUAGUUUAAAUUGUAUAGUUAGAAAUAAUCGGAUAACUAAUCAAAACAUUUCACAAAAUAUUUCACAAAAUAUUUCGCAACAAUAUGAAUGUCAAACUUCAGAAAAUUUUGAAUGGCAAGAACACUUACCAGAUUGUCAAUCAACCUUACCUGUCGUCUGUAGUGACAAAUUUUGUUCAGCUGCUGACGCCGCUGCUUUAACUCUUUAUUUUAAUGCAGCAUUACUUAAUUAUCAACAAAUGAUGAAUAAUUUUCAACAACGUUAUGAUGAACAAAUUAAUAAUAGUGGAAUUCCAUCUCCGCCUUCGUCUCCAAUAGUAGAUUCACAUCAUUCAAAUUCAAUUAAUAAUUCAUCUACAAAUAUGUCAUCCAUUCAAAAAUUAUCACCACCUCCUGAUUCACCUCCUGAUUAUUACUUUCAUAUACAUAUUUUGAUAUUGGCUACUCAAAGUGGAUUUUUUAAUCAAAUAUUUGGUCCGAUAAAUCUUCAUUCUUCUUCUUCACAAUUACCCGAUACAUUAUAUGUACCAAUACCUUAUCCUGAAUGUUUUGAAACCAUAUUACAUUGGUUAUAUCAUCAUGACGAUGAUGCUUGGUUAGAUGUUAUAACUGAAGAAAAUUUUGAAAAAUUUUAUUGGAAUAUAAAAUUUUUAAAAUUGGGUAAAGAAGCUUAUGACGUAUUGGAUGAGUGGCUCGAUGAGUGUCUAGAAGACGGUCUUAGCCUCGAUUGUUUUGAAAAUACAGAGAUUAUUCAAGAUUGGUGA